CUUGCCAUCAUAUAAGCAUGUAAAAUACAAUACCAUGUCUGAUACUAAAGACCUUACUUAUCAAAACAUGAAAACAACAUCUAUCUCUUCAAGUCCACAAAGACCAAACACCUCACACGACCAAAACCAAACUACUCAAGAAGUAAAUAGCCAGCCCUCAAACGAGACAUUGCUCAAAGAGUCAACGACCACAAUUACAGUGACAUCAUCACAACAACAAAUAUUACUUGAAAACUCCCAAAUUGGUACCAACUCGGAUCACCCCGAUCUGGGCAAAAAUGAUUUUCAACCUAUGGAUACAGUAGAUGACUUUACUGUUAACAGAUUGAACCCCCUAUCAGACGGCA
Messenger RNA from Racocetra fulgida, 347 nucleotides. The record is from the annotation of a GenBank genome assembly. Lineage: Eukaryota; Fungi; Glomeromycota; Glomeromycetes; Diversisporales; Gigasporaceae.